Messenger RNA from Varroa destructor (honeybee mite), 5027 nucleotides. It is a transcript of the gene mRNA-cap, whose product is annotated as RNA guanylyltransferase and 5'-phosphatase mRNA capping enzyme. NCBI's taxonomy places the organism in Eukaryota, Metazoa, Arthropoda, Arachnida, Mesostigmata, Varroidae. Gene Ontology annotation, biological process: dephosphorylation; 7-methylguanosine mRNA capping. The record is from RefSeq and is a predicted model, not a curated record. Gene Ontology annotation, molecular function: ATP binding; mRNA 5'-triphosphate monophosphatase activity; mRNA guanylyltransferase activity.
GUAAUUCGUGCGAUAUGUUGACAAAGCCGGCUACGACUGGACAGUGGGUAUCAAUACAACCUUUUAAUAGAACAUUUCUUAUCACUAGGUGCGACAAAUACGAAACAAAAACGUUUUUCAUUUACCAACUAGUUUCAGAAAAGCGAUUUAAAUUUUCUCUGUAGGUUGUUGAGAUCCCCUACUCCUGUCGGCUUUGUGACUGAAAUAAGAUUUUUCGCAGUAGUAAAACAGCUAGCGCGUAUUUAACAUCAUAUGAAGAAAAAUCAUUUUAUAGUAUAAUAAGUACUACCAUAAAUUACAAUUCGAAGGUACUUUGCUUCCAACCACUACAAAUCCAAGAAAUAUUCAUAAGUGAACUUAAGCGUUCGCAGUUCAUUCAUAGUAAUGAGACAGAUGAGUGCUUUGAAAAACUAUUCGACUGAUCUAUUUCUUUUACUUAAUUGUAUGUUUUGUGUAAAGCGGUUCUCACUUAAGUGUUUAUUCAAAAAUACCCGGCACACUGGCUUUCAUUUGGCUGCUAGCCGAUCCGCUUGUUGACGUCGUCUGCUCAGCAGGCAGGUCAAUGCAUUUGUGGAAUGAUCUUGAGCGAUAGAUCACAGCUACGUUGUCGCAGACAUCCAGGCGGAAAGCUAACGCUGUGGGCAACGACUCACUCGUCCGGUGCUGUUCGUUCGCUAAGCGGGUAGUAGCGUGAACAGCGGAGUUUGUAUCAAGCUGGUCGUCGGUACGUUAUCAUCAUUAUCAGCAAGCGGAUUUCGCAAACUGGAUGCGAUUUUAGCAUAAAACGAAAGUUCAGCCGAUGCAGUCUGCUAGGCAGCGAUUACAGCUGUAGCGUGGUGCGCAUUCGAAUGGUAGUAUGAGUAGUACUUCAGUGGAUAUAAUGGACGUGCGAUGUUUGUUAGUGUGAUGCUGCUCCAUCGGUCCGUCGGUCCAUACGAACUCGGUGCGUGCUUGGCUUUUUGUUGUCGUUGUCGUUGUUGUGCGUGCGCCGCCACGGCCGCCGACGUCGUCGUCUUGGUCAGACGGCAUCAACGUUCCCCGUUGGCGCCGUGUUGUAACUAUAAGUGAGCGAGCGAGUGAGUGUAUGGUUCUGAGUGUGAAUGCGACCGUUGAAGGGAGGAGAGUCGAGUUAGUCGAGUUGGAGUCGCACACACGGACGACGAACAAGAUUGUGUGGGAUACACAGUCACUUACUCACACGAUCGUUCACAGGCCCAUCUAGAACACCUAAACAGCCGACGGACCAGCCAGCCAGUCAGCCUGCCUUCCUGUUUAUCAGCCAGCCCCCAAAACUGCCACUGCCUGAACGUCUGCCAGGGCAGCAACCACCACAAUCACCUUCCGAGUCUGAAGUUUCUUCGCCUGCUCCCGGAGGAGGUGCUGGGGUUGUGCUGUUCGUUAGGUUUCCACUGAAUGCUCUCUGUAGCGAAGACGGAGUCGUAGCGCCCGUAGCCAUCUGCCUCGCGGCCGAUUGUUACCUUCAGCGACUUUCAUGUACUUCGCUAUCCCAUGCCUGUUAAUAACGAUCGUCACAGACGGUACAGAGCGAUGACAGGAGGACAGUCGAUGCACGUUAGGCAUGGCACGAUUGGAGUCGUUUUCCCCGGGCUGCCGCCACCGCCGCGACCUCUUCCUCUAUGAACUCGCCGAACCGAUCUGCGCUCUUUCUGACCCGAAUCGUCUCUGUCGCCGCUGCCACCGAUCUGACAUCGUAGUCCGUCCGUCCGUCCGUCGUGCACGUGCCAAGUGCCAAGCGGCCAACGGGCGUAGGGGUCAAGUCUCUAGAAGACCUGUGCCAAGUUGACAUAAGGGUAGUUCAACGAUGGACGAACAUACCCCCUCCAGUCGUCUGCCUGACCGUUGGCUGAACUGUCCUAAGAUUGGCUCACUCCUAGCCGAUAUAUUCGUGCCUUUCAAAACGCCGCUGGACGAUCGUUACCGCAAGGAUAUAGCCAAAACAGAACUGUAUUGGGAACCAAGUCAUGUGAUCGGCAUUUGUGAAGCACGCAACAUUAAUCUAGGGCUUAUUGUCGACCUUACAUUUGCGAAGCGUUACUAUAAGCCUGAAGCCUUCAUAAGGAAUGGUAUUGUUCAUAAAAAAAUCGCAUGUAGGGGACAUAAUGAAACGCCUGACGCAACCGCCAAACAAGAGUUCAUUGCGGUGUGUUUAGGCUAUUUGCAGAAUCAUCGUUGUAAAAAGAUUGGCGUCCACUGCACACAUGGUUAUAAUCGAACUGGUUUUUUGAUUUGCGCUUAUCUUGUAGAAGAGUUGCAUUGGAGUAUCAGUGCGGCUGUGCGAGAAUUUCAGAAGGCUCGUGAGCCUGGCAUAUAUAAACCGGAGUACAUUUCCGCUCUGAUUGUUAUGUACGGGGAUGAGGAGGACACACUAGAGGCAGCUCCAUGGCCAACGUGGGAAGACCCUGCUACACAAAGUGAUGAUAUCGAACGCGAGAAGCGCUCUAAGGAGUUCAUGAGUGGUAUACCUGGGGUCAGCUUUGUUGGGGAUAGACACGAAACUGAGGAAAUUCAACGAAAGGCUGCAGAAAUGUGCGGGUUCCGUAGACAGGGAUUUCCGGGAAUGCAGCCAGUGUCUAUGGACUGUGACAAUCUCUUGAAUCUGAAAGAGGAGCACCAUGUCGUUAGCUGGAAGGCCGAUGGCACUAGAUACAUGAUGCUUAUCGCUGGAAAAAAUCGGGUCUACUUCCUUGAUCGGGAUAAUGCAGUUUUCAAGGUUGACGGUCUUUCCUUUCCGUGGAAAAAAGACCCUAAGCAGCAUCUUCAGUGUACGCUUCUCGACGGCGAGAUGGUUAUAGAUAACAAUAAUGGCACACCUACUCCGCGUUUCCUAAUCUACGACAUUGCAUUUUGCGAAAAAUUUCCCAUCCGUAACCAACCAUUUAGUACUCGAGUAGAAUGCAUAAAGGACGUAAUCAUUGGAGCGCGCUCAGCAGCAGCCGAAAAAGGCAUUAUUAAUAUGGAUAGUCAGCCAUUUAGGGUACGUUUGAAAGAAUUUUAUGAUGUCUCAAUGACAGAAAAGUUACUAGGCGAGAAGUUUCAAUCCCAACUAGCACACGAAAUCGACGGGCUGAUAUUUCAGCCUUCCGCGAAGCCUUACAAGGCUGAUCGCUGCGACUAUAUCCUCAAAUGGAAGCCCCCGGAACUUAACACGAUCGAUUUUCGACUUAAGAUAGAAACCACCAAACUAUCAGAAGGAGAUCCACGAAAAUUAGAAGGCUUUCUGUUCGUUGGCGGGUUAAAUAAGCAUUUCGCCAAGCUUGGUAAGGUGGCCAAACAGGAUCGGGCUUUGGACGGCAAAAUCGUUGAAUGUUGCUUUCAGCAGUUUGACAGAAAUGGACAGACCCAGCUUGGCUGGGUUAUGCUUCGCGAGCGUACCGAUAAAUCGUUUCCAAACGGCUACAAAACUGCAUUGGGCGUCAUGAAGUCUAUACAGAAGCCUAUCACGAAAGAUAAUCUGAUCAAAUUCAUUAAUAAGGAGGCUGUGAAAGAGCCAGGGUGGCCAAGAUCACCUGGUCAACCAGGACCACCUGUCGCAUUCCAGAAACGGCCGAAUUCCGACUUUCUCGUCCCGCAAGUGCCGCCGCAACGUGCAAAAAUGCUCAAAGACGAUGAUUGAGGUGUCAUCAGACAAAGAAGUGAAAGAGGUUUGGCGGCAGGGACAGUGAGCCGCUGAUGCGUUGCGGCUCAUAUGCAUUGUUUCACCGACUUUCGUGCGGAUAUCGUCAGGUUGGAUAUAUCCGUUCUACAUGUCACCGUUGAAUCGAAUUCCAUACGCUUGAUAAGACAAAAUAUUCUCUGAGCAAACUGGGUGGCAACUUCAUUGCAUUACUUGUCAUCGGUUUAAAUCGGGUAAAAUAUACUAAGGUUGACAAUAUGGUUCUCAGUAUACAGACAUGUGCUGUCUGGGUAUAUCUUCUGGUGGAAUGAUUACACCUAUGAGCGUUUUGUGGCGGUAUCGGUAAAGAUGCAGUCUAUAAAAAUAAUAGUAAUAACAAUUAUUAUUAUGAUUAUUUACAGUAGUACAUAUAUGCCUAUGCAUCUCCACCACCGAAUGUAUAUAUUAAAGAACAAAUAAAUGAAUUCUUAUUUGUAAAUAAACACUGCGUGUUCAAUUCAACACGACAACAAAGGCAAUUUAGCGUAAUGAUAGAGAACUGUUGCCAACGGCGACUACGUAGAUUGAUACAUUUUUUUUUUUAAAUAACGCUUUGUUUUCACUAAGAUAAACGCUAAUUUAUUAUUUUAAGAUAUAUGCAGAGCAGGGUACCUUAGGUAGUCCGUGCAUUUGCUUUGGAAGUUUGCUAUUUUUUAAUCCACCGAAGGAAAAGGAAGUGGGUACUGCAGGAAGUCAACCAGUAAAAUCAAGAAGCUUGUACAUUAAGUGAAGGGCGAUAUAAUCUGAAUCACCAAGAGGCUUGUUCUUGAUUACGUUGCUAAAGCAACCAGGAACAACGAAUUUGCCAACGGUCGCUGAUUCAGAUCUCAUUCAGAGAAUAGCAACCGACGGAUUUAAGGGAACAGAAGUGAAAGAUAGUUAUGGUUACAAGAGGUGGCCUCAUAAAUCUGUUACACCAAAGAUUUUCCACAUGAGAGAAUAGAUGUUUUAUAUGCAUCGAACCCCAUAUUGGGUAGCGGAAGAUGCUCUUUCCAUAUAUUCAUCUGUUCGUUCUUUCCCAGCGAAUGAAAUCUAAGCUUUUCUUUAGAUUAUUUACAAUGUUGUGUACGCGUACAAAGCAUCGCGAAUCAACUUCAAUGGGGGUUGAAGUGUGCGUGCGGGAAGGAAUCCGCUGAAAUAACUUCAAGCAUAUGACAACACGUUGGUCUAAAAAAGAAAAAAUAUAUAGACGUGUUAUUUAUAUAUACAUUUUGUACCAAUAAUCAGACAGGUGCUUAUUUCAGGAUAGCUAGAGGCAAAUCAUGCGAGCUUGUUCAUGCUGAUGAAAAAUUCACACGCCACAUUUACGACAUAAUAUUCCCAUUAAUCUCAGCCCGUUUUCAGGCACGCUAUG